Molecule: messenger RNA, 767 nt
Organism: Vigna umbellata (rice bean)
Lineage: Eukaryota; Viridiplantae; Streptophyta; Magnoliopsida; Fabales; Fabaceae
Product: Rubredoxin-like superfamily protein
Biological process (GO): alkane catabolic process
Cellular component (GO): chloroplast
Molecular function (GO): iron ion binding; electron transfer activity
Source: RefSeq, a predicted model, not a curated record
AAUGCAUACCUUAUCCAAGAGGAAGGGCAUAUACUAUGGUUAUUCUCGUCUUCUCCUCCACAGAAGAACCAACCGUCACUCACGGCUGGCUCUAUCUUUCAACUAACAAUGGCUAGCUUUACUCCACCGUCACCUUUCUCUCUCAACUUCUCAACCUUCUCUCUCAAACCCAAACCCAAAUUCAAACCUCAUUCUCUUCCUUCUCUCUUUGCCAAACCCCGAAAUCUCACCGUCAACUCCAUCGACGUCUCAAAGGAAGACACCACGCCCACGUCCACGCCAACGCCGGAGCCGGCGGCGGAGAACUUGGACCCCCGGCGGCUGGAGGAGAAAUUCGCGGUUCUGAACACUGGCAUCUACGAGUGCCGGUCGUGCGGUUAUAAAUACGACGAGGCGGUGGGCGAUCCUUCGUAUCCGAUUGCCCCAGGGUUCCAGUUCGAGAAGCUUCCAGACGAUUGGCGGUGUCCCACGUGCGGAGCCGCACAGAGUUUCUUCGAGAGCAAGAGCGUUCAGAUCGCAGGGUUUGCGCAGAACCAACAAUACGGACUCGGGGGAAAUUCCCUGACCUCGGGUCAGAAGACCAUCCUUAUAUACGGCACUUUGUUGCUCUUCUUCGCUCUCUUUUUGGGUGGUUAUUUCCUACAAUAGUUUCUCUUGAACUCGGCUAUGGUAACUUUUUGUUUAUGUUGGAUUGGAUAUGUAUUUAUCGACGAAGGGUUAUAUGAAUGUAUGUAUUGUAUCUAUGUAGAAUGUGCUCUUCAUCUUUC